This is a messenger RNA of Musca vetustissima, 2046 nucleotides long. RefSeq names its product odorant receptor 59a-like. The record is from RefSeq and is a predicted model, not a curated record. Gene Ontology annotation, biological process: sensory perception of smell; detection of chemical stimulus involved in sensory perception of smell. The transcript is spliced from 4 exons. Gene Ontology annotation, cellular component: plasma membrane. NCBI's taxonomy places the organism in Eukaryota, Metazoa, Arthropoda, Insecta, Diptera, Muscidae. The coding region runs from base 1 to 2046 and encodes 681 amino acids. Gene Ontology annotation, molecular function: olfactory receptor activity; odorant binding.
AUGGCACCACCGCACACCAAAUAUAAAACUCUCUAUUGGAUGUAUUCCUUUGUGGUUGUCACCACACUUAUGAUUGGAUAUCCAUUGCAUCUAAUAUUGGGCCUCAUUUCGAGUUCAUCCCUUAAGGAGUUAAUGCAAAGCCUUAGCAUUACCCUCACCUCGACAGUGUGUUCGAUAAAAACAAUAGCAAUUUGGUGGCGCCUCGACAAAGUUGCAGAUAUGUUUACCAUAAUACGACGACAAGAUGAACGUUUACGUUCCGCCGAAGAAGUCGAGUACAUGAAAACGAUUGUAUAUCCUCAAGUGAGAUUUGUCAUUCGGCUAUUCUAUGUGAUAUGUGCGUUCCUAAGUCUUUUCGGUGAAUUAUCAUUGAUUGUUUCGGGUCUAUUGGGUAAUUGGCGUAUUCAAUAUAAGGCCUAUUUUCCUUUCGAUCCCAAUGCCAAUACGAAGAAUUAUGUGUAUGCCCAUAUGUAUCAGCUGAUUGGAGUAAAUUAUACAUUGCUACAAAAUCUUGUCAAUGAUACCUUUGCCUCAUCGCACUUGGCUUUGUUGAGAGGGCAGGUGAAAAUGUUGGCGCGACGUGUGGCUAAAAUAGGGCAUGAUCCGCGCAAGAGUCAGAGGGAGAAUAAUCAACAGCUAUUGGAAUGUAUUCGAGACCAUAAGGAUCUAUUGGAAUACCGCCAAAUCCUCGAACAAAUCAUAUCGGUUUAUAUGUUUUUCCAAAUACUUUUGUGUGGCCUAAAUAUGUGUGUCAUCCUGGUGUAUAUGGUUAUAUUUGUUCGCAAUGACAUUAUCACAUUAUCGUAUUACUCCACUCAUCUGAUUGGUGUCAUGUGUGAGAUAUUACCAAGCUGUUAUUAUGGUACCCUGCUGGAGGAUGCCUUUCAAGAUAUUGCCCAAUCACAUCAUUCCAUGAAAACGGACAGCGGUUUAAAUACCAGAUACCGCUUUAGGACACAUUUCAUUUGUUGGCGUGUAUUGGGAAUGAUGCCGCCGAAGAAGUAUAGACCUCUCUAUUGGCUCUACUCUUUACUCAUCAAUCUGCUGGUAACCAUUGGCUAUCCCCUGCAUUUAAUAUUAGGUCUAUUCACCAGCACCUCAAUAUAUCAGAUUAUCGAAAAUGUGGGCAUCACUUUAACCUGUACGGUAUGCUCGAUGAAAACAUUUGCAAUUUGGUGGAGAUUCAAUGAUAUCGACAGAAUGUUCGACAUCAUCAAACGGCAAGAUGAACAUACCAGUGCGGGCGAACAGACGGAAUAUAUGAAACGAAAAGUAUAUCCUCCGAUCCGAGCUCUCAUCUAUCUGUUUUAUGUGCUAUGCAGUGUAAUACCCCUGGCAGCGGAAAUUGCAAUUAUCGUAAGUGGUAUAGGUGGCACUUGGUUACACAUCUAUCUGGGUUAUUUCCCAUUUGAUACGUUCGCCUCGACGAUGAGCUAUACAAUUGCUAAUAUCUAUCAAUUUUUCGGCCUUGUUUUUACGGUCACACAAAAUUUGGUCAAUGAUACAUUUGCCGGUACCCAUUUAAUGCUGCUGAGUGGUCAGGUCCAUUUGUUGGGAAUGCGUGUAUCGAAUAUUGGUUAUGAUCCGCAGAAAUCACAAGCGGAAAAUAAUCAAGAAUUGCUGGAUUGUAUUCGUGAUCAUUUGGAUUUGUUGGAAUAUCGACGCAAGGUAGAAGAUAUCAUUUCGCUCUAUAUGCUCUUUCAAUUGGUUUUCGCAAGUGUAAAUAUGUGUGUGACCUUGGUGUUUAUGUUACUCUUCGUAAAGGAUGUCAUUACAAUGACCUAUUAUGGCUUCUAUUUUGUCGGAAUGAUAUUUGAAGUAUUACCAAGCUGUUAUUUUGGAACCAUUCUGGAGGAUGAAUUUCAGGAUUUGGCCUAUUCGCUAUUUAAAUGUAAUUGGCCCGAUCAGGAUGCCAGAUUUAAGAAAAAUCUACGCAUUUUCGUGGAACAGGCAUCGCAUCGAAUUUAUGUUACCGCAUAUUUAUUUCGCAUCAAUAAUAUUUCAUUUUUAAGCGUUGUCAAGGGUUCAUAUUCGAUAUUUCGCUGA